AUGUCUUCAACAAUCCCAAUAGCAGACCCUGAGCAAUUAGAAGUUUGUCCCUAUGAUGCUUCACACAGAGUGCAGAGCAGACGUAUGGUGUAUCAUUUAGAGAGAUGUCGCAAGGUUUUUGUUGGGCAGAAGAAAACCUGUCCUUUUAAUGGCAAACACAGAGUUCCAGCCCCAGAACUGAAUUAUCACAUGAGCAAUUGCCCAGACAAGGCAAUGAUUGAUCAAGAUUUGCAAUACAGUGGAAUGAAACAAAGUGGAUUAAUUGAUGAUGCACCUUGUGGGGACCUGAAAAUUCCAGAUGAUGAUUUUAACAUCUCCAGUGAAGAAUGUUGGGAAUCUGAAAUUGAUGAGAAUCAAAGUCAUUUCAGACUGGGGCGAAAAAGAGUAGACAGUUCAACUAUACCCAAUAACUCGCAGAAGGCUGAGCAGCUUCGGCUUCCUUCGUUUACUUCUGCUGCCACUACCAAUGCUCCCGUGUACCAAUUUAGUACAAGGAACCUUCAUGGCACAGGUAGAGGUAGAGGGCGAGGAAUUUUACCAAAACAAAAUGGUAUGUCGAAAGCAGAAAUUUCCACUUUUGCACAAUCCAAUAAUGUUCCCUUUGGUCGAGGUUUUGGUUUGAGCAAAGUUGCUGGAGCUCAGCAAUGGCAAAAGUCAGAUUCUACUACAGUAUCUGUUAAUGCUGUUUCCACUGAAAACACUUUCACCCUUGGAGUUGGGCGAGGACUCAAAAAGAAAGAAAAUAUUGAAUGUAAUUCAUCUAAUAAAACUGCAAAAGCUGUUACAAUGGAAGAUCUUCAGAAACAAUCUCGAAGAAUAGAAAAGAAACUACGUCAAAUUGCCAAACUAAAUGAAAUGAAAGCCCAGGGCACAGUUCUGGAUAAAUAUGAGGAGAUGAAGUUGGCUAAGAAAGAAAUUCUUGAGAAAGAACUUGAACACAUCACAUCAAACAUUAAAUCCUGGAAAUUAAAGUGA
Acanthosepion pharaonis is the source of this 975-nucleotide messenger RNA. The record is from the annotation of a GenBank genome assembly. Lineage: Eukaryota; Metazoa; Mollusca; Cephalopoda; Sepiida; Sepiidae.